This is a messenger RNA of Trypanosoma cruzi, 633 nucleotides long. Its product is annotated as mucin TcMUCII, putative. The record is from RefSeq and is a predicted model, not a curated record. Bases 1 to 633 code for a protein of 210 amino acids. The transcript has a single exon. Lineage: Eukaryota; Euglenozoa; Kinetoplastea; Trypanosomatida; Trypanosomatidae.
AUGAUGACGUGCCGUCUGCUGUGCGCCCUGUUGGUGCUCGCCCUGUGCUGCUGCCCUUCGGCGCGAGCGACAGCAGGCAAGGUUAAAACUGAAGAAGAAGUUAACGUACAGGUUACUGUUUCAGAAGUGCUAAAUAAGGUCGGUGGGGAACAUAAUUCAGAUACCGAUGUUGAUGCAUUACAGACAGGAAAAGCAGCGUCCGGUGCGGGACAGAAUGAUAAUGGGACGCCUUCCAGUAACUCAGAACCACUAGUUCCGAUAAUUGAUACGAUGAAGUCAGAAAGUCCGAAGGAUGUUCAGGAGCAGGCAAUUGAUGGAGUCACUGAGACGGCAAAAGAAGGAAAAGAGAAACCCCUUAAUCCAGAAGUAACAGAUACAUCCGAUGCGCAGCAGUCAACAAGUUUGACUGCUGUAAGGAAGGUAUCAGAGAGCGAGACCACUGCCGCAAAUACGACGACCACUACAACCACUACAACGACCACCACCACUUCGCCAGAGGCACCAACUACAACCACGACGACCCACACACCGUUACGUCUUCGCGAAAUCGACGGCAGCCUCAGCAGCUCUGCGUGGGUGUGUGCCCCGCUGCUGCUCGCCGCAUCGGCGCUGGCGUACACCGCUGUGGGCUAA